Messenger RNA from Drosophila innubila, 1229 nucleotides. Its product is annotated as sulfotransferase 1C4-like. Gene Ontology annotation, cellular component: cytoplasm. Gene Ontology annotation, molecular function: sulfotransferase activity. Gene Ontology annotation, biological process: sulfation. The transcript is spliced from 5 exons. The record is from RefSeq and is a predicted model, not a curated record. Bases 159 to 1193 code for a protein of 344 amino acids. Lineage: Eukaryota; Metazoa; Arthropoda; Insecta; Diptera; Drosophilidae.
GAGUUCAAAUCAGAGUCGCCACUUUCUCUAAGCCGAAAGUGCUGCAUUGAAAUAUGUAAGCCAGACGCUUUCCCGGUCACAAUCACAUACGGCAACUAGUUGGGCGGUUGUAAGUUUAGUUGGUGCUAGCAACUUGUGCAGUUCGUCUCGAAGAGCAAAUGGAUAAAUUACAGGUCAAGUUUCCGUACGAUAUACGUGACGUGGACGCUGAAACCAAUGCGGAGCUAUUGGAGUACUUUAAAGGUGAGCGCACGGGUUUUGUACAGGUCGGACCCGAGGGAUACUUCUUUCCACACAAGUACAAAGCGCAGGCGGAGCAUUAUUACAACUUUAAGGCGCGUCCCGAUGACAUUUGGAUAUCAACAGUGCCACGUUCGGGCACCACCUGGACACAGGAGAUGAUCUGGUUGCUGGCCAAUGGUCUGGACUUUGCACAGGCCGAACAACGUCCGCUAACCGAUCGUUUCCCUUUCUUCGAAUUUCCCUUGUUUGUACAUGACGAUGUCAAGGCAGAGCUUUUGGCUGAAAACUGUAGCGCUGAUAUGGAAUUUAUAGAAAAAAUAUGCCGUCCGGGCUACGAGACGCUAGAAGAAUUACCAAGUUGUCAAAGGCGUUUCAUAAAGACACAUUUUCCGUUUUCUCUAAUGCCGCCGAGUGUCUUGGAGAACAAAUGCAAGGUCAUUUAUGUGGUCCGCAAUCCCAAGGACGUGGCCGUUUCCUAUUAUCAUCUUAAUCGUCUGUUUCGAACGCAGGGUUACGUUGGUGAUUUUGAACGUUACUGGCGGUAUUUCCAGAAAGGAUUAAAUCCCUGGCUGCCUUAUUACAGCCACGUGAAUGAGGCAAAAGAGCACAGGAAGCUGCCGAAUGUUCUUUUUCUCAAGUACGAGGACAUGCUGAUCGAUUUGCCAGGAGCAGUGAAAAGCAUUGGUGACUUCUUGGACUGCAUACCGAAUGCUGAGGGCCUAGAAAAAUUGCUCAAUCAUUUAAACAUUAAAAACUUUCGUCAAAAUAAGUCCGUUAAUAUGCAUCAAAUGGCAGCUGUUGGAAUUCUGAAGCAAGGUGAAGCUGGAUUUGUAAGAAGAGGAGGCAAGGAUACCGAUGCAAAGCAGCAUGAUCAACAGGAAUUCGUGGAUAAUCCAAAACUACUAAAGACUGCGAAUGACUGGAUACAACAAAAUGUUAAAUAUAUUUGAAGCUUAUAAAAUAAAACGUUUUCUUUAAAUUUGAAA